Molecule: messenger RNA, 9098 nt
Organism: Malaya genurostris
Lineage: Eukaryota; Metazoa; Arthropoda; Insecta; Diptera; Culicidae
Gene: gek
Product: serine/threonine-protein kinase Genghis Khan
Exons: 21
Coding region: 1814-7249 (1811 amino acids)
Biological process (GO): peptidyl-threonine phosphorylation; actomyosin structure organization
Cellular component (GO): cytoplasm; cytoskeleton
Molecular function (GO): ATP binding; protein serine/threonine kinase activity
Source: RefSeq, a predicted model, not a curated record
UGCACUUAAUAGUCAUGAGUGUACAACCGAGCUGUAAAGGUGCCCGUGUGAAGCCGUCUGCUGUAGUACUUUUAAAGUUUUUAGUUUUUCCAUCGCUCGCACUCGAGUAUCAAAUCAACCGCAACCAGCACCACUAGUCAUCGGUUUGUCUUUCGUUAUAGGUAGGGGUAGGUAAAUUUCAAUCAUAAAAGAAAAAUUGACUGGUGAAAAGACUAGAAAGUGUACCAGACCUGAUAUACAUUGGUAAAGGUAGUACAAGAGAAAUAAUACGAAGAUAUUGAUUCGAGCGAUUACGGAUCAUACUUUAGGUUUUGCAUAUUAGAUGCAGAGGUAGAUGCAAAUUCAAAGAACAAGAAAAUAAAUGUUAUCGAAUCGAAAAAUAGUUGUGGAUACGCGUUCUCCGGAAAAAAUUGAGUUCGAAAGCGGUAACAGUUUUAUUAUUCAAGAUGAACUGCAAUAUGUAGUUUUAUGUGAAUGAAAGUGAACGUAUAAAAAAGAAUAACUAAAAGUGUGCUUUAUAUCCUUUUUUUUCAUAAGAUAAAAUUUUACAGAAAAUAAAAAUGAUGGCUCAGAAAUCCGACAAAACUGCAUUGUACAAGUUAUUUGUCGAAUAAGCCAUACGAGCGUAUAGUUUUUUUUCACGGUACAUAAAAAUCUAUGAAUUGAACUACUAGUGCCAACCAGUUAAUGUACCACCGCUGUAGGCAAUUUGGUGAUCGAAUAGUAUUUGCAAUACAUAUUUUCCUGGUUACUCACUAGAGUGAGCCGUGAGUUAAUGAAUUAGUGAUAGUGAAUGAAAUCAACGGUUGUGUAUGUUUGUGAAACCUAAAAAUAUAGCAAGUACGAAAGUAUUACAAAAAGUGUAUAAAAUGUGCAUCCUGCUUCCAUCAACACCCUCACCUGGAUUACCUUGGAAUUGCGGUAGACUUCUCCGGGCGUAGUUGGUCACAGGAAUUCAGCUUUGAUCGAAUGAAAAUAUGUGUCAAAGAAAUCGUAAAAUAUAUUUGCGUUUUCGAAUGUGGGUUUGAAUAAUGAUUUCCCUUUACGUGAUACGCGACAUCAAGUGACCGCUUCUAUAUAUAUGAUACGAAAUACUAAGGCUAUGCCUGAACAAGAGAUAAACAUAUUCCACCCUUCUGGUCAAGAGUCGAUUCUAAAAAAGACAAAGGAUAAGCUGCGGAUCGUGUAAGUUGUUUGGAAUUUUUAGGCAGGUGAAUUGGUGACCAAUGAUCAUCACUAUGUUGAUCGGGGCUGUUUGCUGGAAACCAUGAGGUGUCGACCGUUGCUGCUAGGGAUCACUACUGGCAGUGAACGAUGCGGACGGCAGCUAUGGACCGCAGUGAUGAAACACAAACGGGAUGUUUUCCCUUCGAUAGAAGAAUCGAACACGGAUCGAUAUUGUUCUGUUUGUUUUCUGGCAUCGAUAUCAAAGCUGGCAAAAUAAGCAAGUGUUGUCUCAAUGACGAAUCCGUUAGUAGUGCAAGUGCUACGUUUAGCUUCACUAGUGUGUGCAAGUGUGCAAAAUAGAAUAAAAAUUAAAAUAAUAUGAAAAUAGUUGAAUCGAAGCCAAAUUAUAGCUUAGUUCAUCUGAGAAGGAAGGAACGAAGAAAGCAUAUCGUACAUGUGUGGAAACGGGAUAGGGUAGUAAUCCCUACAGUGAAUAAUAGUUGCUCGUAGUAAAAAUAGAACAACACAAAUCAAAAGCGUUAUAGGUGAAGAGAGUGAAACAAGUUAUUUUGGAGUGGCAAUUGGGAGGAAAGUGUGACAGGAGUGUUUUGAAAAUCGUAAUUCGGUACUGAAAUAAUUGUCAAAAAUGACUGAGCAAAAGGACGUCCUCACCGGACUAAAUUUGUCUAGUUUGUCAGUAAUUGCAGCGUCUAAUCGGUUAAGAGAGCUCGAGUCUCUCAUCAUCGACAAUGUCACCUCGAACAACAACUUGAACAGCGCCGGUCUGUCGUCGGAGAAAUUCCUGUCGAUCGAAACUCUGCUCGACUGUUUGCUGGUGCUGUACGACGAAUGUUGCAAUUCGUCCCUUCGGCGGGAGAAAACCGUCUCUGAUUUUAUCGAGCUAAUUAAAUCUGUGGUGCAGUGCAUCAAGCAGCUUCGUUUGUCGCGAGAGGAUUUCGAGGUGCUCAAGGUCAUUGGCCGUGGGGCAUUUGGCGAAGUAUGCGUCGUUCGGAUGAAUCACACUAGUCAGAUCUACGCGAUGAAGAUUUUGAACAAAUGGGAAAUGCUAAAGCGAGCCGAGACUGCGUGCUUUCGUGAAGAACGCGAUGUGCUGGUAUUUGGCGAUCGAAGAUGGAUUACCAACCUGCACUAUGCGUUCCAAGACGAUAUCAAUUUGUAUCUUGUUAUGGAUUACUACUGUGGUGGCGAUUUGCUGACUUUGCUUAGUAAAUUCGAAGACCGUCUUCCGGAGGAUAUGGCUCGGUUUUAUAUUGCUGAGAUGGUUCUCGCCAUCAAUAGUAUUCACGAGCUGAAAUAUGUUCAUCGUGAUAUCAAGCCGGAUAAUAUCGUGCUCGAUGCAAGUGGUCAUGUUCGGUUAGCGGAUUUUGGUUCCUGUUUGAAGCUUGGUCCCCAGGGGACGGUGCAAUCGAAUGUCGCGGUGGGGACACCGGACUAUAUUUCUCCGGAAAUUCUGCGAGCGAUGGAGGAUGGCCAGGGCAAGUAUGGGCCCGAGUGUGAUUGGUGGUCAUUGGGUGUUUGCAUGUACGAGAUGCUUUUCGGAGAGACUCCGUUUUACGCUGAAAGUUUAGUGGAAACGUACGGGAAGAUUAUGAAUCAUAAGAACUGUUUCGAUUUUCCGAACGACGACGAGGAUUAUCAAGUUAGCGAGCAUGCGAAAGAUUUAAUCAAAAAGUUAAUCUGUGCACCAGAAUACCGGCUGGGACAAAACGGGAUCGAUGAUUUCAAGACGCACCCGUGGUUCGAAGGAAUCGACUGGGAUACGAUACGAAACGGCCAGGCGCCAUAUAUACCUGAGGUUUCUAGUCCAACCGACACGUCUAAUUUCGACGUUGACGAUACGGACAUAAAACUGUCCGACGCGGUGCCUCCAACAACGAAUCCGGCCUUUUCAGGGCAUCAUUUGCCUUUCAUUGGAUUCACUUUUACUAAGGAGAGCAGUAUAUCGGAUGUGGGGAAACUGUCACGUGCCAUUAGCAAUUUAACCAAUAGUCAAUUACAGCAGCAAUUAGCUCCGUUGAAGCUAGACGGUAGUCAGCAACAAGGGAAUGGUUUAUUUAAGCAUGGUUCAGAAGAGAAACGUCUCAGUCCAGAUAGUACCCGAAAGUUGCAAGAUGAAAUCAAUAUACUAACGAAGCGUAACUGUGAGUUGGAAAGUCAAAUUAAAAGCUUCGAGCGACAAGAGUUUGCUGUCCGAAACAGUGGUAAUACCGUAUCAGGUGACGCGGUCGAUGGCCAGUUAGAUGCUAAACUGAAGGAGUUUGAAAAAAUAAUUCGACAGUUGCGGCAGGAAAAGGAUGACUUGCAGAAGGAACACGCGGAUGCAAUCGAAAGACUGAAACUACAGGAUAAGGAACUAAAGGAUGCUCUCGGUCAGAGAAAACUAGCGAUGGCAGAAUAUACUGAAGUUACCGAUAAAUUAUCUGAUUUGAGACAGCAAAAACAAAAGCUGUCUCGACAAGUCCGAGAUAAGGAAGAGGAGGUGGAAGUUGCCAUGCAAAAGGUUGAUACUCUGCGUAGUGAGUUACGCAAGACAGAUAAAACGAAGCGAGAACUGGAAGGAAGGCUUCAAGAUUUAUUAUCAGAACUCACACGAGAGCGGCAACUUAGAGAGCGAUCCGAAGACUAUUGCCGACAGUUGCAAUCUGAAGCAAGAAGUAGGAGUUCCUCUGAACUGGGUUCUUCAACUUCGCUAGGAAUCUCAUCCUCCGAUUCUAUCCGACUGGAGAUCGAUCGUUUAGAAGUGGAGUAUAGCGAAAAGAUUAACUUGCAGCAAUCCCGAUACAACACGGAAGUUUCCGCCCUUCGAGAUCAGUUGAUUGAAGCAGAAAACCAUCGCGAAAUGUUGCAAAUUGAAUUACAACAGGCCCGUGAUAAAUUGGACUCAACGCGCCUUGAAUCGCUAACGGAUUCGGAGGAAACCAUAUUAGAGUUGCGUAAGCGGCAUGACCGGGAGAAGAAGAUCCUACUGGAUGAUAACCGAAAAAUGAUCUCCGAUUUGGAGAUACUUAGUGAGCAAAACCGACGUAUGCAAAACGAAAGACUACAAAUGGAAAGCGAUUAUGAGGAAUUGAGGAAUAAACGCCAAGCAUUCAGUCAGUGGGAGCGACAAAUUUCGGAGAUAAUCCAGUGGGUAUCGGAUGAGAAGGAUGCUCGUGGUUAUCUGCAGGCAUUGGCUACCAAGAUGACCGAGGAGCUCGAGUUCCUGAAGCACUCUGGUUCACUGAACCAUAACACCAGCGAUAAAAAUUGGCGCAACCGGCGCUCUCAGAAACUGGACAAAAUGGAGCUGCUGAAUUUGCAGAGUUCACUUCAAAAUGAAAUACAAGCGAAAGCGCUAAUAUCGGAAGAACUUACUCGAACACGGUCUGAUCUGGUUGCCGCUCAAAAGGAUCUACGAGAGACGCGACAGAUUUGUGAAUCGAUCGGUAGCGAAUUGAAACGCAAGGACAGCCAAGUAAAGGAGCUACAGCAACGACUUGAAUCGAACGAAGGAUUUUUGGAGAGACCAUCAUCUCAAAUGUCCUAUCUGGAUCACUUCCUGAAGGAGUCGGGCGGAGGUUCCAGCUCUACAACGCACACCAAUUCAACACUAGCAGUGAAUAUGCCGUCCCAGCAGAAUAGCCAGCACGUAACCUCAACUAGCUCGUCGUCGAAUAACCUUACCAAUACCCCAAUGAAUCAACAUAAUCAGAGUUUAUCCUCGCUCCAUCAACAACUACAGCACCAACAGGCGCAGCAACAGCAGCAACACUUCCAGCAGCAACAACAACAGCAUUCGCACACCUACAGCAACCAGCAACAGGUUCAUCAAAUGCAUCACUCUAACUACUCGAUGGAAAGCGAGGAAGGCGAUGUAGAGGAUAAUCGGGGCCAUUCGUUGUCUAGCUCGAAGAGUAAUCUUAGCGAUCAUUCCCUGAGUAUGCACAGUGUGAUGAUGCCUAAACAAAAAGUGCAUCAGUUUCUGGUGCGAACUUUCUCUAGUCCUACCAAGUGCAACCAUUGCACCUCGUUAAUGGUUGGCCUUACCCGUCAGGGGGUUGUGUGUGAGCUGUGCGGUUUCGCCUGCCACAUGAUCUGUUGUCAGAAGGUACCUACGCAGUGUCCUGUUCCAUCUGAUCAAACCAAACGACCAUUGGGCAUUGAUCCGACCCGAGGAAUCGGAACGGCAUACGAGGGCUACGUUAAAGUACCUAAGCUUGGGGCGGUCAAGCGUGGUUGGGUGCGACAGUUUGUUGUUGUUUGUGAUUUUAAGCUGUUUCUGUAUGACAUCACCGCCGACCGCAGUGCGUUACCAAGUGUUCAUGUUACUCAGGUAUUAGAUAUGCGAGAUCCAGAAUUUGGAGUUUCCGGAGUUCGUGAAAGUGAUGUUAUUCAUGCAGCUAAGAAAGAUGUUCCUUGUAUCUUUAGAAUAACAACCUCCCUUUUGGAUGGCGGUGCCUCCUUGCAAACCCUAAUGCUAGCGGAUACAGAAUCAGAAAAGGCAAAAUGGGUGGUAGCACUCAGUGAGCUUCAUCGAAUACUGAAACGAAACAACCUACCGAAUACGGCCAUAUUCCGAGUCAAAGAGGUACUAGAUAGUUCUCUAUCGGCCAUCCGAAGCGCAUUAAGCGCACUCAUCAUCGACCCUGAUCGGAUUCUUCUCGGAACGGAAGAUGGUCUGUUCUGUUUAGAUUUGGACCGUAGUGAAAUUGCACGGAUAGGGGAGAGCAAGAAGGUUUACCAACUGUGGUACAUUGCUGAGGAGCAGCUGUUGGUGAUAUUGUGUGGGAAACAGCGACAUCUGCGCUUGCUUCCGAUUCGAGCACUGGAAGCGACGGAUGUAGAGUGGAUAAAGGUCGCUGAGUCGAAAAAUUGUAUUACAGCUUGCACUGGUAUUAUAGAGAGAGGUCCGCAGCCGGUGUUUUGUAUCGUGGUUGCUUUGAAGCGACAGAACACCUCGCAAAUUGUGGUUUACGUUGUGAACAGAAAUCGUAGUCGACAUCACAAAAUGUGUGAAUUUACUGUAGCAUAUCCGGUACAGAGUUUGCAGGUACUUUCUGAUUUGCGUCUUGCGGUUGGUCAUCAGAGCGGUUUUACAGCGUAUUGCUUGCAAGGAGAGGCGCAAGCCAUGCCUCUAGUGCAUCCGGAAAAUCAAUUGAACAAUUUCUUAGCGUAUUCCGGAGUAGAUGCUUGGCGUGUGAUCGAACUUCAGUCGGGGCAAGGCUCGAAUGCCCACGGAGAAUAUCUACUUGUAUUCCAAACGUUAGCCAUAUAUGUCGAUCUCCAAGGACGCAAAUCUCGGGACCGAGAAAUAAUGUACCCAGCCGUACCUACUCAUAUUACUUAUUGUGAUGGUCAUUUGCUAGUCUACUCGGAAACGCAUCUUGAUAUUUUCAAUGCGCAAACCGCCGAAUGGGUUCAGUCCAUUGGUCUUAAACGAUCUCGUCCACUCAUGAACAAUGGCAGUCUUUCGCUGACAACUUUAAAUGAUACGGCACAUGUAAUUUACUUGGCCAACAUGCACACGAGAGAGCUUCUUAGCCUGGCACCGUGUGAUCGAGAAGGGCGGCUUAAGUCAAAACGAUUUUCGCUGCGGAAUGAAGGCAACCGUACUAUAAGAACAAGCACCGAUCGUCGUUCAAAACUAAUCUCUGCGCCGACGAAUUUCAACCAUAUCUCUCACAUGGGACCUGGCGAUGGCAUACAAAAGCAACGUCUACUCGACCUACCCACUACGAUCGAAACCGCUGAUCAAUCGAAUCAACACCGGAUCUCAACAAUGAGACAUGCCCCACCUCCUCCACGAGCUCCUCCCCGACCGAUGAUACAUCCUCAUAAUGAAGGUUCGAAUAAUUCUUUCCCAGGCGCUAAACGAACGGCUCCGGCUAGGCCUCGCGAUCAACCACCAUCGUUACCCCGUUCGCCAAGUCCGCUAGGUAGCAUGUCAUCGUUGCAGGAUGUGCUAAAAGUGGCGGAUAUGCAGUCAGAAUCACGACAGAGUGUAGCCAGUAACAACUCUAGUUCGGUAUCUACGCCACCCUCGCCAACCAACGACCGGUUGAGUUCCAGUUACGAUUCUUAAUGGUAAGAGAAGUGCUCAACCGAUGUGAGCAAAGGGUUAUUUAUUUUUGUCGCCGUCAGUAACAAAUGAUGAUUCGUUUCAAUAUUUGGUAGUUUCGUUCAACACAGUUUCAAAUAUAGCUGUGUUUAGUGAUAUAUGUAUUUAAGUUCUCUUUUACAAAACAACAUUUGUAUUAUUGUUCGUUGCAAAAUCUAUGGCAAACUCCAAAAUACUCGAAGCACCUAAUAAAUUCCAAAUUUCUUUUGAUAUAUUUUAUUUAUAUUAUUCUUUUUUAUCAGUCGUUUUAAAUAGAAAACUAAGCUUCGCAGAACUACUUGAUCUCUCUAAUCUAAUAAUCCCAAUUGAAACUCUUUUUGGAAUGUACUAUUACUAAACUGGUUGUGUUGCUUAGAACGAACACAAUCAAGCGUGAGGUUUAUUCCUCGUUCUUAUCUGCAAUAAACAUUUACAUUACCACUACAAACAGAAACCUAUGCUGUCAUUCAUCAUCAAGUACACUACUUAUUGUAGACAUAGAGAAUCGAUGUGCAAUAUGCGAGUAGAUCGAAUUGUAUCGCAGUACCAGAUCGGUUAGUGGAUCUAGUACCUUUUUGGUAGGAUCGUUUUAAUAUUUCACUAGUAGAAUAGAAGUAAGUCCACUAAUAAAAACUUCCAAAUUUUAACCAGACUAUGAACCUGCAUUAUCAGCUAAACAAACCUUUAACAACGAGCUCAUGGACAAGAAACACAUUAAACACUAGCAUUUCUAGAUUCCCGAUAUCUCGUGAACAAAAACUCAAUAUAACCUUGCUUGAGAGCAAAAACCAAUAGUAAAAAACCUCUACUCGUUAAGACUUUAUUUGUCACCCUUCGAAAUUUGAUCUAAAUUUCCUCCAAGUUAUGCGGAGCAAUAUACGCUAUUGAAUGUUGUCCGAUUUACUUUGAAAUAUUACAAUACCACUACAUAAACUACAAUCUGCAAAAUCAAGUUUAAAAUAAAAGUACACGAACAAAUCAGCUACGACAUGAACGACACACAGGUCUAUAAUUAUAAACAAAAAAAAUCAAAUUAGCCGCUACCUUUACACGGACACAAAGCUGUUGAACUAAGAAAUUUUAAAAAUUAUGCAGGUUAAUCUCACUCCUGCUCAAAAAUGGAGAAACGCACGGUCGUCGCUGAAAAAUCGACAAAAAUGGAUAUAAAAACUGAAGACAAUAUUUAGUAUUUUCGGUACAGAUUUUCUGUGCUUGUUAAUAUUAUAUACAACGUAGAACGCAUCAUUACAUAGGUAAAUAACUCUGACACGUAAACUAAAAGCUAGACACAUGUAAAUUACCAGAAAUUCACCACCAUUGUCUCUGUUGUAAAAAACACCAUUACUGUAAAGAACAACGUAAACUCAUAAAUCAGUUCAAGAUAAUUUAAAUUUUACAAAUAACUUAUUUGAUCAACAACAUUUGAGGAGAUAUAUUUUCGCAUUCAAACGUACCAUUCACGAUUAGCUUAAGACGCGAGUUGAUUUCUAGGCGCAUAAAUUGAUAUAUUUUUAAUGUAUGUUCCUUUAGUUAGGAUUAAUUUCCUGGUUUUAUACGAUUAUACCGGGUAAGCUCGUGCUGCAUUUAACAGCACGUGGCAAAGGAGAAACUACAAUAAAAAACAAUGAAUAUUGUUAAAACAAUUUAAUUUAUGUUUAGUACAUGACGUUUGACAGUGAAGUGAAAAUACAACUGACAACUACUUGGAGAACAUACACUAAAACUAAGUUAGCAGUAUAUAGCAUAUACCGAAAGUCUAGUGUUUUAUAAAAUUAUAUUAAUUGUAAAAAUACCACUGCAAAAUAUAUUAACAUUAUACAAACUAAAACGCAAA